This is a messenger RNA of Exophiala xenobiotica, 1017 nucleotides long. RefSeq lists its product as uncharacterized. Lineage: Eukaryota; Fungi; Ascomycota; Eurotiomycetes; Chaetothyriales; Herpotrichiellaceae. Bases 68 to 382 code for a protein of 104 amino acids. The record is from RefSeq and is a predicted model, not a curated record. The transcript has a single exon.
CAACCUGUGAACAACUCCUGCAGGCCUGUUGUAUUGGACAAGUAGUGCAACGACGUCGGAACACGCAAUGCAGCCAGCACUAGCUUUACGUUCAGCACGACUGACUCUCUUCACCCGCGUCAACUGCGGCUUAUGCGACGUGGCCAAGUCGCGCCUGAUGGAAGUGCAGCAGCGACGAACCGUUGACUACUCGGAAAUAAACAUUGAUGCUCCUGGGCAGAAGCAAUGGAAGGACGUCUACGACUAUGAUGUCCCUGUCCUACACAUCGACAAGAACAGCACCGAGGGACUGACACUCGACGCGGCGAAAAAGCUCAUGCACCGCUUCACGGUCGAAGAAGUGGAAAAGGCGCUUGAUGAGAUCGAACAAUCCUCGUCUUGAUUCCGCCAUUGGUGUCUACUUUCUCUCCUUGGUAGCCAGAUUCACGGCGCCGUAUGCAGCUCCCUUCACGGCUUGUGCGGCGGCGUGACCAUACGAUCCCUUUGCUUUUGACAGGGACUCGGCCAUAAAUGUUGGGACGGCUGUCAUGUCGUUGACCACAGAAAUCUAGCAGGGAAGUGAGCUUGGCUCGACCUGGCUCUGAGAAUUGCGUCUUACCAUCUGGAAUCCCAUAUCGGCGUACCCUCGGGCAACCUCUCCUGAUGGACAAUAAAUUCCGGAUUUCUUACCAGCAUCUUGAGCAGCUUUCAGAAUUCGAGCAAUGGCCUCCUUCAACUCUGGACUGAAGUCAUCCUCGACAGGGUGCCCAAUGUUGUUUCCUAAAUCCCAAGGGCCAAUGAAUAGGACAUCGAUUCCGUCGACUUUCGCGAUCUCUUCGACCUAGAAUCCUGUCAGCAAUUUGGCCUCUUUCUUGAUCAAGCUAGACCAUUCACGUACACAGUCCAAGGCCUCUUUUGUCUCGAUCUGCACAAUUGUCAAGAGGUUGUCAUUCGCAUUCUUCAUGUAAUCAAAUCCAGACAGAUUUCCCUUCACAUCAAAAGAGCCCAUGGAGAAAGGGCUGCCGAACCCUCUUUUGC